CAUGUCGUAGGUCGUUUGCAGAUUGCUUGGUCGAUUGAUCCAUAUGAAUUACAUAGGCUAAGUUCAGAUUGUCACGUAUGGCCUGUCACUCACAUUUCAAGUGAAGACGUAAAAGCAGCUAGAGUAAAGAUAUCUAAGGGCAUUUCUAGGGCGAUAAGGCUUAACAGACGCAUGUGGCCUCUGCUGCUCUAGUUUCACGGUAGUGUUUUAUGUUGUAGACUUGUGAAGAUUCUUUUGUCUAUAUUGUCUGGUCUUACCAGCCAAUAUUUCGUCUGCUUGCAGUCAGACCUAGCCAGUCUAUUACAAUAACAUAGCUAAUGAAACUGUUCUACACUUGUUGGAAUUAGAAAUAGCGAGUCAGAAAUUUACAGGUGCAGAACUGGGUCAAGCUUCAGUUUAAAAUGGCAUCACGUAUGUAUACAGUAUUCAUGCUGGUUGGUCUGCUGUCAGUACCAAAAGUUAUUGCAGACAUUGGCUCCUUCUGGCACGUGACAGACUUCCACUAUGACUCCACUGUAUUCACCAGUCAGGACUCGUGUACCUCUCCUGUAGCAGACAUUGAGCAGAAGCCGUAUGGUGACUAUCUCUGUGACUCCCCUUGGUCCCUCAUCAACAGCUCCGUACACGCCAUGAAGCAGAUUGAACCUAACGCAGACUUUAUACUCUGGACAGGGGACAACGCACCCCACAUCGACGAGAGCAAGGACAGCUCUGAAAAUAUCAUCAAUAUCAUUUCUAAUCUGACUAGUAUAUUAAUGGACGUCUUUCCGAAUACGAAAGUGUACGCAGCUCACGGUAACCAUGAUUACUUCCCUCACAACCAACUUCCGCCGCAUGAGAAUGAAAUUUACCACGCAGCAGCAAACAUGUGGCAACGGUGGCACCGCGAUUCCACGGCCAACACUACAUUAAGAAAAGGUGGCUACUACAUGGUCAGUAUCAAACAAGGGUUGGUGGCUGUUGUGUUGAACACAAACUUGUAUUAUAACAGCAACAAAGUGACUGCUGACAUCAGUGACCCCGCUGGACAAUUUCAGUGGUUUGAUCAGGUCUUAGAUCAGGCAGCUCAAAAUGGCAAUAAGGCCUACGUGAUUGCACAUAUUCCAACUGGUAUGUACGAGGAAGGCGAUUCAAUGAUAAGACCACAAUUCAAUAAGAAACUGAAUGACCUCAUCAUCAAACACAAGAAUACAAUAGCAGCCAUGUUUUACGGUCAUCACCAUACCGACACGUUUAAGCUUUGGUACGAUCAGGGUGAACCAGUAGCGUUUGGACUGGUAGCACCUUCCGUAACACCAUGGCGUGCCAUUGUUCCUGCCAUCAACUUAAGCACACCUGCCCACAACCCAGGCAUCCGGCUCUUACGAUAUGAUAGACUGACUUACCAACUAAAAGACAUUUGGCAGUAUUACCUGGAAUUGCCUGAUGCAAAUGACAAGUCCAAGGCUCAGUGGAAACUAGAAUACAAAUUCAGCGAGGCAUAUGGCGUUCAAGAAAUUACCUCCACGUCACUGGCGCAGUUGGUGUCCGAUUUGGAGAAGAAGACCGAUGUCUUCAUGAAGUAUUUCCGUUAUAACAUAGUCAGUGCUAAAGGCGAAAGUGUCCCUACAUCCUGUGACACCAAUUGUCAGAGACUUUAUAUCUGUUCUAUUAAAGAAGUAGACGAUGAUAGGCACAGUAAAUGUGUAAAACCCGUUAGCAGUAAUGGUUUCAGGCCCGUGGCGUUUAUUUCCUGGGAUUUUUAUUUUCUUUUUACUGUAAUGAUUGUCUCCGGCUGCGUCAGUAAAAAUCAUUUUUUGUAGUUGUCCCGGAAUUGAUAGUUUUAAAGUUUACCCAUCAAAUGAAAUGUUCUUUGACAUGAAAUAUACAAACUUGACUUUGUAAAUAUGUAUUUUUUUCAAAUCAUUUUUCUUCGAUUUUCCCCCAUUUCUCUAAUUGAUAAACGAAAACAAGAAUUCAAAUCGUGUUUUAAAUAAAUUCAAUAAUAUCAAUAAUUAAUAAUUAUCAUAUAUGAAAGCGUUGUACGCCUAACAAAGGGUAUUCAUAUCAGUGUCUAUUCACGACCAAUGAUGCGUCUGGUCUCAUCUGGCUGCUAACAGGCUAUAAGCAUUGGUUCUGACAGGUUUCUUAAAGUUUGAUCUGGAAUAACAUUCAAGGCAUCGGUCAGAGCCUGUCCGACUUGGUUCAAUUUUGUAGGAUCAAAGGGCCGUUGAAGUGGCGAUCGAGUAAUGACCACCAU
This is a messenger RNA of Lingula anatina, 2239 nucleotides long. Its product is annotated as acid sphingomyelinase-like phosphodiesterase 3b. Gene Ontology annotation, biological process: sphingomyelin catabolic process. The record is from RefSeq and is a predicted model, not a curated record. Gene Ontology annotation, molecular function: sphingomyelin phosphodiesterase activity. NCBI's taxonomy places the organism in Eukaryota, Metazoa, Brachiopoda, Lingulata, Lingulida, Lingulidae.